AGUAUUAUCAGAUAGGGAAAUGACAAUUGUGUCAGCUCCAGUGGUGAACUUUCUACCGGUUUUAGACAGCUACAAACUACCAGUCAUAGACAGCUACAAGAGAGUCUCCACCAGCGGCUUCCCUCAAGCACUAUGCACUUUCCCUGAACUUCUUCUGCCAGGCAAAUGCUCACGGGCAACAUUUCUCCACGUUGGCCAAGUUUCAGAUGAACACCAUGGAUCAGAACGAGCCAGAGAGGCAAAAUUCUCCUUUCCAACCAGCAGAACCUGACAGUGGCAGUGUAAAUACUGGUUCAGAUGUCAUGGCACCAAGUGCUGGUCCCAGCUGCACCAUCAGCGUUGAAGGGAUAUCCUAUACCGUCAGCGAGCGCAUUGGACCCUGGUGGGACAUACAGUCAUAUUAUAAAAAGUGGAGCAGGCAAAUCCUGAAAGAUGUUUCCUUCUACCUAGAGAGUGGGCAAAUCAUGGCAAUUCUAGGGAACUCCGGAUCUGGGAAGACAACGCUGCUAGAUGCCAUGUCUGGAAGAAUAGGCCAUAAAGGAACCUUGCUAGGCGAAGUCUACGUCAAUGGAUCCCAGCUAAAGAAAGAGCAAUUCCAAAACUGCUUCUCUUAUGUCCUACAGCACGACACCCUGCUGAGUUACCUGACGGUGAAAGAAACUCUGACAUACACAGCCCUGUUGGCGCUCCAAAGGCACUCGAAACAAGCAAUAAAGGAAAAGGUAGAGUCAGCCAUGACUGAGUUGAGCCUCAUGCAAGUUGCAAACAGCGUCAUUGGGGGUCGUAUCUUUAAUGGCAUAUCCAGUGGUGAAAGACGCCGUGUUUCUAUAGCUGCCCAGCUCAUUCAGGAUCCCAAGAUCAUUUUACUUGACGAACCAACUACUGGUUUGGAUUCAAUGACUGCCAAUCAAAUCGUCCUACUUCUUUCGGAACUUGCACGUAAAGACAGGAUAGUCAUUAUCUCUAUUCACCAGCCUCGCUCAGAACUUUUCAAGGUUUUUGAUAAAAUUGCUAUCAUGAGCUUGGGAGAACUUAUUUUCUGCGGUAACCCGGAGGAAAUGAUUUCGUUUUUUGACGGCUGCGGCUAUGAGUGCCCCCAACACUCCAACCCAUUUGAUUUCUAUGUUGAUCUGACCUCUGUGGAUACGCGGAGUAAAGAGCGUGAACUGGAGACUUACAGCAGAUCUCAGUCGAUUGCCUCUGCGUAUAAAAACUCUGAUUUUUAUAACAAUGCCCUUGAAAAGAUCAUAACAUCAAAGAAAAACAGAAAGGAGAAACUUAUACCAUUUAAACGGAAAGAGGCGCCCAGUGAGUUCUCUAAAGUAUGCGUUCUCUUAAGGAGAACCUUCAGGAAUUUGUCUCGGGACAAACUCGGCAUAGUCAUGCGCCUCUCCCAAAACUUGAUUUUUGGCCUGUUUAUUGCGUUUUUCCUCAUUCAUUUAAGUAACGACAUACUGAAAGGGGCAGUUCAGGAUCGUCUUGGCUUCAUUUACCAGUGCCUGGGAGCACCACCCUACACAGGCUUACUGAAUGCCGUUGCUUUGUUCCCAACUCUGCGCGCUAUCAGUGACCAGGAAGGCAAGGAUGGUUUAUACCAGAAGUGGCAGAUGCUCCUGGCCUACAUCAUACACAUAGUCCCCUAUAGCAUCCUCAGUGUGGUGAUAUUCAGUGCCUUCAUUUACUGGGUUAUAGGACUUUAUGCUGAUAUCCUACGUUUCGGAGUUUUCUUUGCCGUGAUUCUGGUUCCCCAUUUGAUGGGCGAAUUGCUGACUCUGGCUGUUCUCGGUAUAGUGAACAACCCAAACAUAGUGAAUGCUGGUGUGAGCUUGCUAAACAUUGCAGGAAUUCUGAUUGGAUCUGGAAUCCUUAGGAGUUUAAACGAAAUGCCUCAAGUGUUCCAGCUAUUAAGCUACAUUACGUACCAGAAAUAUGCUUCUGAAUUACUAGUCAUUAAUGAGUUCACUGAUCUGAAUUUUACAUGUGGUGGUGGAGCAAAUGUUUCUGUUGGAGUGAACCCUCAGUGCCCCUUUACACAGGGGAACCAGUUUAUUGAGCAGACGUUUCCUGGUGCCGCCUCCAGGUUCACCUUUGACUUUUUAAUGCUAUAUGCCUUUCUCCCAGCUAUGAUAAUCGGCUGUAUAAUAAGCUUUAAGAUUCGAGACAUUUUGAUACGCAGAUAG
This is a messenger RNA of Xenopus laevis (African clawed frog), 2180 nucleotides long. RefSeq names its product ATP binding cassette subfamily G member 5 S homeolog (gene abcg5.S). NCBI's taxonomy places the organism in Eukaryota, Metazoa, Chordata, Amphibia, Anura, Pipidae. The transcript has 14 exons. The record is from RefSeq and is a predicted model, not a curated record. The coding region runs from base 207 to 2180 and encodes 657 amino acids.